This is a messenger RNA of Dermochelys coriacea (leatherback sea turtle), 8196 nucleotides long. It is a transcript of the gene BICRAL, whose product is annotated as BICRA like chromatin remodeling complex associated protein. The record is from RefSeq and is a predicted model, not a curated record. Gene Ontology annotation, biological process: positive regulation of DNA-templated transcription. The transcript is spliced from 13 exons. Gene Ontology annotation, cellular component: SWI/SNF complex. The coding region runs from base 1925 to 5197 and encodes 1090 amino acids. NCBI's taxonomy places the organism in Eukaryota, Metazoa, Chordata, Testudines, Dermochelyidae.
UUUAAAGGGGCCGGCGCCUCUCUGCGGGACGGGAGACCCCACCAAAAAUCAUUUGACCCUUCUCCCCUUUCUUCUCACUUUGCACUGCCCCUUCAUUACCUCUGGAACCCUAAUGGUGGUGCUUUACAGGACUGUAGAAAAGGAGCCAGUAACUGCACGCUUCUCUACCCUUCCAAAGCCAGGCUCUCCUCUGUUCCCCAAAUGAGAAGAAAAUAUAGGGGCCUAUAUUUGGAGCCCAAUCCAAUAGUUCUUAAUCAUGCAAAAAUCUCAUUGAAGUCAAUAAUAUUGAAUGGGGUGUAAUUCCAGGAAGAGUUUGGCCCAAAUGGUGUUUUGCCUGAAUAAGAACCCCAGAGGAGGUGUGCUUUUGUGUGCUUCAUUUUAGGGUGGGAUAACUUAAACCAUUAAAAGUAAUGUUAACCACAUCUACAUUUAAAAUUAGGACAUUUAGAUACUAUCUGUACAUUAAUCAAAGGUAAUCUAGCCCUUGGUUUCUCAGAGAGGUUCUACUUAUAUCAAUCACCAUAAGCAUUUUUUUUAAGUUGGUCAUUUUAUAUAAAAAACUGAAAAUGAAUAUUUUCUGGGACUUAACGAAUAAUGAAAGAAAAAUAGUGCUGCCAAAUACAUUCUCCAAAUCCUGGUCUCUAAAGAGCUUUAACAAAAUUAAUUUUUCAAGAAGGGUGAGGGGAAAAAUAAUUUUAGUCCACAGCCUAUAAACUCACCUCCCCUUGCUUUUUUUGUAAAUUGCUCAUUUAUGAAAUUACUUUAACUCUGAAAUAAAAAAUUCUGAAAACUAAAACAUGCAGCAUAAAAAGGAGAAAGUGGUCUUUAAAGAGCUAUAAUAACGUUACCUAUAAAUCUUUUCAUUGCAAGAAUCAGGAUGCAAUCCUCAAUGAGAGAUUUUUCUAAGCAAGACUUACAAGAUCUUAUCCAAAUUUUAUUUUGAAAGAGAAUUUAUUUUAAUGUUACUACUUUGUUCUGAAAGAAAGCAUUUUAGCUAUUUUAAAUUAUAUAAAAACCAUUACUAACCCAGAUUUUUAAAAGAAUAAAAAUUAUAAUAGGUUACUACUUUUAAAUGAGAUAAUUACAGAAUUCAGUAUACCAACAAGUUCACUCCCUGACAAGCUUUGGAUCAGAUCUUGCCUUUCUAGAUUAUUCAAAACUUUAAAAAUCAGUGGAAAUCCUGCAUUUGCAGUGGCUUUGGGACUGGAUCCGAAAGUUCACUUUAUUACUGCAGUCAGCAAUUUCUAAUUAAACUUGCUUUUAAUUUAGUUAUUUUUUUUGGAGGUGGGACACAAAUCCACAAUUCACAUUUUUUUUAAAAUAUAGAAAGGUCAGUAAAUUGCAACUUUUAACAGGAAGAAACCUGUUUUAUACAUCUUUAGAUUAAAAACAAAAACUGUCCAGUAUUGUCAGUCUGGAAGAAAUCUUGGAGGCUUUCUACAUGUUUUUAGGAAAAAAUACAAGGUUGUUUUUUUUUGUUUUUUAAACAAAAAUAAAAGAAGUAGAUUACAACUUUUAAGUGAAAGUGAACAGCUGAGCUAUUUCUAGAUGGUCAGACCUUCUGUUCUCUCUUAAAAAAAAAAAACACUUUUAAGUGUCUGACUUUUUAAAAAAUGAAGAGCAGAGAGUUAAUUAGAGCUUGGAAAAUAAUAUCAUCUGCGUGUGGUGGCUGCCUUUGCCUUUUUCUCUCUCUGCUUAUUUCUCUCUCCGUGCGGCUGGCAACUCCUGCUCUGUGCUGUGCUGUGCAGUGCAGUGCUCUCCUCUCUCUCUCUUUCUCUCUCUCUCUUCCCCCCUCCCUGCCUCCCUCCCUUCUCGCUGUCUGUCUCUCUCUCUCUCUCUCUCUCUCUCUCUCUUACACUGCCAGCCCCUGAUGUGAUGGCGAAGAAACCCCGUUGACAAGGCACUGCUUUUUCAUGACGUUGUCAUGGAUGAUGACGACGAUGAGUCCUGUCUCCUUGAUCUUAUUGGAGAUCCACAGGCACUGAAUUAUUUUCUACAUGGACCUAGCAGUAAAUCUAGCAAUGAAGACUUGACUAAUGCAGGGUACUCUGCAGCCAAUUCUAAUUCAAUUUUCGCCAACUCCAGUAACACUGAUCCUAAAUCCUCCAUCAAAGGUGUAAGCAAUCAGCUUGGAGAAGGGCCUAGUGAUGGACUACAACUGUCAAGUAGCCUUCAGUUUCUUGAAGAUGAACUUGAAUCAUCUUCUUUACCUGAUCUCAGUGAGGAUCAGCCUUUUGAUAUUCUUCAGAAGUCCUUACAGGAGGCCAAUAUUACUGAACAGACUUUGGCAGAAGAGGCAUAUCUGGAUGCCAGCAUAGGUUCUAGCCAACAGUUUGCACAAGCUCAGCUUCAUCCUUCUUCAUCAGCAUCCUUUACUCAGGCUUCUAAUGUGUCUAAUUACUCAGGUCAGACGCUACAACCUAUAGGAGUUACUCAAGUGGUACAGCAACCAGUUGGAGCAUCUUUUGCAAGCAAUACAGUUGGUGUGCAACAUGGCUUUAUGCAACAUGUGGGAAUUAGUGUUCCCAGCCAGCAUUUGUCUAAUAGUAAUCAGAUUAGUGGUUCAGGGCAGAUACAGCUGAUUGGUUCAUUUAGUAAUCAACCUUCCAUGAUGACUAUUAACAACCUUGAUGGAUCUCAGAUUAUAUUGAAAGGCAGUGGACAGCAAGCACCUGCAAACAUGAGUAGCGGACUCUUGGUUCAUAGACAAACUCCUAAUGGUAACUCACUGUUCGGUAACUCAAAUUCAAGUCCAGUAGCACAACCUGUAACUGUCCCAUUUAACAGCACAAAUUUUCAGACAUCUUUACCAGUGCAUAAUAUCAUUAUUCAGAGGGGUCUAGCACCAAAUUCUAAUAAAGUUCCGAUUAAUAUCCAACCAAAGCCUAUUCAGAUGGGUCAGCAAACAGCUUACAAUGUGAAUAACUUGGGAAUACAGCAGCAUCAUGUACAACAAGGGAUUCCUUUUGCUUCAGCAAGUUCACCUCAGAAUUCAGUAGUUGGUCCUCAUAUGUCUGUUAAUAUUGUUAAUCAACAAAACACAAGAAAAUCAGUUACUCCUCAAACAGUUAGUAAUGCUGGAGGUAGUAUUGUUAUCCAUUCUCCUAUGGGACAGCCUCAUGUAUCUCAAAAUCAAUUUCUCAUACCUACAAGUCUCUCUGUCAAUUCUAAUUCGGUUCAUCAUGUCCAGACCAUAAAUGGACAACUUCUUCAGACUCAACCUUCCCAAUUGGUUUCUAGCCAAGUAUCUGCUGAGCAUGUUAUGCUGAACAGGAACUCUACAAGCAUGCUCAGGGCCAACCAUUCAUAUUCAGGACAGAUGCUUAAUAAUCCGAAUACAGCUGUUCAAUUAGUUUCUGGUCAGACAUUCACAGCUCCUGGAAGUCAAGUUAUAGUAAAUCAUGGAACUUCUCAAAUUGUUGGUGGACAGGUGCCAUUACAACAGGCAUCACCAACAGUGUUGCAUUUAUCACCCAGUCAAAGUAGUGUUUCUCAAGGUAGAUCAGGUUUUACUACAAUGUCACCUGGACAGUCUACAGUCUCAAAUAUGUCAGCAUCUAAUCGAUUUACUGUUGUAAGUUCUUCUGGCACAGUACAUCCCAGCCUGGGGCCACCAAUUCAGUCUGUUGCAUCAGGAGGAAAUUUUACUGGAGAUCAACUUCCACAGCAGAAUAGAACACAAGUUUCAGUGAGUGUAUCACAUUGUCUUCCAGUUUCCUCUUCUAAAUCUAUCAGCACUUUCAGUCGCACAUCAGUAGGAGUAACACAGCAACAGUUCACUUUUGCUCAGGCUCAGAAAAAAGUUAUGAACCAGUCCUCACCAAUUUCUGCAUCAAAGUCACAGGAUAGCUUGAGACAGCCUCAGCUAACAGGUCUUCUGAGUAACACAUUGCCAGGACAGGAUUCUGGAGGUAAAAUCAUCCAGCAACCUUUAGGAACAACACAGUCACAGCAGGAAAAAGUAAUAGGAUCAUCUCCUGUCCAACAACAUGUGCAGGUGGAUGUUCAUACAGUUGGACAAAAGAGGCCUGCUGCUAAACAGCUAACAAAAGGAGCUUUUAUUCUACAGCAGUUACAGAAGGACCAGGCACAUGCUGUGACACCAGAUAAAAGUCAAUUCAGAUCAUUAAAUGAUGCAGUCCAGAGACUCCUCUCAUAUCAUGUGUGCCAGGGAUCACUGCCAACCAAGGAGGAUUUAAGAAAAGUGGACAGUGAAUUUGAGUCUGUAGCCACGCAGCUUCUGAAAAGGACACAAGCUAUGCUAAAUAAGUACAGAUGUUUGCUUCUAGAAGAUGCAAUGCGGAUAAAUCCCUCUGCAGAAAUGGUUAUGAUUGACAGGAUGUUUAACCAGGAAGAAAGGGCAUCUCUGUCCCGGGAUAAGCGCCUUGCACUAGUGGAUCCUGAUGGUUAUCUGGCUGAUUUUUGUUGUUCCUCUAAACAAUUUGAUGAAACUGCUGAUGAAGCACAGUCCAGUGAAACUGAUCAUCAGUGUAGUAAAACUUUGACUUCUCACAGUCAGCCUACCAAGAUCCAAACCAGAGACCGAUCAAAAUCCAGCACAGCGGAGUCUACAAAUCAUGACAAACUUCAUUUAGUGCCUAACAACAUUAUGACACAACAAGAAGGAAAAAUUUCUACUAAAAAAAUGGAAAGCCUCACUAAAGCUUUAAAGUUUGAGAAGGCUAGCUGUUCUCCUGACAGUCAAUACAUGGCUGAAGAGAAAUUGGCUGAUAAAGAUCUUGCCAAGACCAAUGAAAACUCUUCAAGUUCUGAAGACCUGUCAAAAACCUUGUCAAGAGCUAAUCAUGGUACACACAAAAUGUCAAGGAAUACAGUUGAAUCUCACUCAGAGGUAAUAUGUAAUAACUCCCUCCAAGACAAAACUCAGAGGAACUUUCCAAAGAAUGAGGUUUUACAUCCUGACAACAUGAAAGGCUCAGGUGAACCCCAACAGGAUUUACUCCUCAGUAAGAGUUUAGAAACUACAUUCAAAAACAUUUUGGAACUGAAAAAAACUGGGAGACCGCCACAAAGUGAGGCUACUGGCAGUGGCUCUGUAGAAUUAGACUUUCCAAACUUUUCACCAAUUGCUUCACAAGAAAACUGUCUGGAAAAAUUUAUUCCAGAUCACAGUGAAGGUGUUGUAGAAACGGACUCUAUUUUAGAAGCAGCUGUAAAUAGUAUCUUAGAGUGUUAAUAGUUACAGUACCAUGGACAAGUUAUGUUUCUCUUAGUAGAAGCAAAUGUGAAUGACACCACAAGUACAGCCUGACAUAUGUCAAAGGUUAAUCUUUCUAAACUAGAUUCAGUUCUGUGUUUGAGAGCAAUACUCAUUGUGAUUACAGUGAGAUAUCCAGUAAAGUUAAUCCUUGUUAGAAUGCAGUCUGUUGGGGCCUACACAUUUCAAGUAUUAUAAUGAUAGUGCUUAUGGUAAUUGUUUAACACUGCAAUUUAAUGAGGUUGCAGUUCAGGUAAUAAGGUAAUAUACUGACAAUCACAGUCAUAUGAAAAGGCAGAUUUGUUCAAGAAAACUUUAAAAAGAUAAAUGGAAGCAACAAUUUUCCCCCUUCCAUAAAUCACUAGAUUUUAUUUUAUUUUUUUCCAGGAAAACCUCGUGGUUAAAUACCCAUUGUACCGCUAUUCAGAAAUGAUUGUCUGUCUGUCUGAUUUAUUACUAAAUCCAUCUGCUCUAGGAUUUUAUGUUGGAAGGAUGUCAUCGGUACGUUUAUAGGGCUUCAUAUUUGAAGUGCUUUUCUGUUGUCUCUGGGCAGAAAGUAGUACAUGAGUAUAUCUGUAGUGGGUGAAUUUAGUCUGUGGAAUGAUACUGUAUAAUGUUAGUCACAACGGUAUGAUGUGAAAUAAUAUAUGCUAGACUAAGGAAAGAAGAACAGAAGCUAAUAAGUGGCAAAGUGUACAGGAGGAGGUCAUGAUAGAGCUAUGAAUUUAUAUAUAUAAAUACAUAUACAUGUUAACUCUUGAGGAGAAGGUUUUGCAUUUUAUACUUGGAUAUAGUCAACCUAAGUCUUUCUGAAGUGGUAUAAAUGUUUUUUGUUUUUGUUUUUUAAGACCAAGUGUCAAAAGCACUUUUAUUUGAAAACUGUGUUCUUAAAUUAGUAGUUUAUACUGUGAGGGGACAUUAGCCUUAAUCUGAGAAAUUUAAAGGCCAGUGUUGUUGUUGCUUGUUUCUGCUUCUUGCUGUCAGAAAAUAUUAGUCAUCCACAGCAGCAGUCACAACUACCAAAAUAUGUACAGACCAAAGUUAAUCAACUAUCCCAUUGUUAAAACGUAUCUAAACUUGUAUAAUUAUUAAUUCAGAUUUUAGAGCCAAAGGAAACCCCUGCGUGGUUUGUAUUUGGCUGGUGUUCGUGUUGACAAGAAUAGAAGCUUGUUAUUUUAUUUAUUUAUUCUUAAUGUGUGACUUUUCCCUUUUAUGGUCCAUGCUUUUUUAAUAGUUUACUUUGGUCAUUAGUGCUGUUGUGCACAUAAAUGUUCUGCCAUUACCAAGAUGAAUCUAGCAUGUAUGUCUGCUCAGAAGGGUAGAGCUGUUGUGGUUUCUAAGGCAUGCUCUCUAUCUCUCUUUCCUUCUGUCUUCCUCCCUGUUGCUCACAAAAAUAAACAGCCAUGUUUCAAAACUUGCUGAUCACCAUUAUCAUAAUCUAGAGAUUCAUUGUGACAAACUGUGGUUGUCAGUCAGAUUGCCAGAACUGCCAGGAAAGAAAACAAAAGGCCAGGUUUUGCUAUCAUUUGCACCAGUGUAAAAGAGAGCAGAAUUUGGCCCUUAGGCUUUUGACAGCACGAAAUUAUAAUGCACCUCAUUUUGUUGAGCUGCAGUCCACUAUGUGAUAACGUAAGAAAACCAAAUCUAGUCAACCUGAGAAAGAUAACAAUAUUUAACAUAUAAUUAAGGUUCAGUUCCCCUUCAAUGUGAAUGGAAAUAUAAAUAUUUUGUACAUUAUUAAUUGCCAUUUUAAAAAAUGUGUGCCAAUUUUGAAUUUGUCAAAAUCCAACAUUCCCAAAUGUCAUGUAAAACAUUUAAAAUAAUAACAUGGUAUUGCCAGUUUUAAAUUUCUAACUGGGCAUCAUUACAGUAGACUCUUAGGCAAUUAGCUAUUUUCUAGUUAAUGAGACCGACAGUAUAGUCUUUGCCAAUUGCCUUUGAAAUUUCAUAAAGAUAAUGAUGGCUGUGUAUCCUGCGGACUAUGUAUUUUAUAAUUCAUUCAAUUUCAGCCAGUAUGAGCAGUCUAGAAAGGAAGGCUGUAAGUUAUAUCAGCAAUGUAAAUUAGUUUAAUUUUCGUCUUAUGAGAAAAAGGUGCACAUUUAUGGAUCCCUUCGCUCUUGGUACCAUCUCAAACAGCGUAUUAGCUUCAAGCAUCUGUACAGCAAAUACAUAACCUAAAUAACAAAAUGUUGUGUCCACUAUAAAUUUAUUUUUCCUGGGCAGUGAAUUAUAGAUAGUGACAAAUAACGAUUAAGACAUGUUUUUUAACAUUGUUGAUUAGGUCAGACAAAGGUUUGUCCAAACAUCUUAUGUCCGGAAUCCAUUGAGCAAAGGCCAGCAAACUUACUGUUGGAUCAUUAGUGUUCUGUUAUUCAUUCAUUUGAAUUCUACUUUAGGAAUACUUAUACUUGGUAAUGCAGUAAACAGAAUAUUCUUAUAUAUGAAAUAUUGUUUUAAUAAAGUGUGAAUUGGAAUCUGAUCCAGUGAAAUACUUUAACCAUGCCUGAUUUUAAGCACAUGCUAAAAUGCUUUGCUGGAUCAGCAUAAUGAUUUCCAAUGUUCUUGAAUACUGCCUAAGGUUAAAAUAAAUUUUAAACUGGCAAUUACAAAAAAUAUUUUAACUUUGAAGAGUUCAGCAUAAUUUAUCUCUUAGACUAGGGAGGCCUUACAGACUGACUUCACUUAAAAAGGAUGUGUCACUUAUUGUCAAUGUGGUAUGGACUUUAUUUGCUUAAAUACAUUCAUUUGUAUAGUAUGUCUCACUUGAAAUUGCUUUGUAUACAUUUUGUAAAAAAUAUUUAUAAAAUGUUUUGUAAAAAAAGUAUAACAAAUUGCAGUUUAUUUUGUUAUGUUGGAUAAAUACUGUUAAAAGACACAAGUCGGUAAAUAUAUUGUUAAUCCAUGGAUAGGAAAUGUUUAGUUGGAGAUUACAGAUUGAAACAACCAUUGCAAUACAGCCAAAGAUUUGGGAAAAAGUA